Messenger RNA from Miscanthus lutarioriparius, 1074 nucleotides. The record is from the annotation of a GenBank genome assembly. NCBI's taxonomy places the organism in Eukaryota, Viridiplantae, Streptophyta, Magnoliopsida, Poales, Poaceae.
AUGGCUUCCAACGACGAUAGCCGCUCCACCGACAAUAAGGCUUCCAUCGCCCUCCUGCGCCGCGUCCGCGCCGGAGACCACGUCCACUUCGUCCAUCACGUCGAUGUCUGUGAUGCCGUUCCCGAGGUUCUCGUCGCCGACCUGGAGCCGGUGCCGGGCACCGGUGCCGAAGAUGACGGCUACAGCAGGAUCUGGUACUUCUACCACGCCAAGAAAUACAAGAACACCCGAGGCGACACCAGCGGCCACAGGCAGCGCGCGGUCACCGGCGGCGGCGGCACGGGCUGGCACUCGGAGAUAAGGCGCAAGGACGUCCAGGGAUCCGGUGGCGGCACGUUCUGCACCUUCUCAUACGGCCGCAAGACGGAGCCCUCCGCUCGAUCGAUCGACAGGAUGGGGUGCAACUACGUGCUUUGCAAGGUGUACCGCUCGCCUCGCGCGAAAGGGAAGUCGGCGCCGGUAUCGGCGUCCUCCUCUAGCAAGAAGUCCUCGUCCAAGCAGACGGCCAAGAAGAGGAAGGCCGGCGGCGGUGAGCACCCCGAGGCGCCGCCGGCCAAGUCGAUCCAGCAGCAAGAACAGGUGCAGCAGGAUACUACCGCCUGCUAUCAGCCACAAGGCGUGGAGUCGGAGCACGGCGGCGACUUCAACUUCAACAUCGAGGACAUAAACUUCUACGUCGACGAGAGCAUGCUGCGAGACGAGCCAGAGCAGGGACUGCAGCAGCCAAUCGCCGAGCCGGAGACUGCCGUGCAACGACAGUCUGAGCACGAAGAGUUCACCGUGGAGUGGUUAUUGCGAGGUGAGCCGCAGCAGCCGAUCGUCGAGCCGCCGCCGGGGCAUGGCGGCGAGUUCAUCCAGAUGCCGUGCGGUCUGUUGGUGCCCGUGGUGGCGGAAGCCACCGUCGACGAUAUGCUCGGGCUCGGCCCGGAGACAAUGUACGGCCAGUGGAGCGGUGGCAUGACAACAGCAACAAGCAUACCAUGGAGCAGCUACGCGCCGACGACGUUGUACACAGGAUGCAGCAGCCUUCUUCAAGGAUCUGAUCCCCUCCAGCUUCCAUACCUGACGUGUUGA